This is a messenger RNA of Maylandia zebra (zebra mbuna), 1497 nucleotides long. RefSeq names its product DNA fragmentation factor, alpha polypeptide (gene dffa). Gene Ontology annotation, biological process: apoptotic process; regulation of apoptotic process. Lineage: Eukaryota; Metazoa; Chordata; Actinopteri; Cichliformes; Cichlidae. The record is from RefSeq and is a predicted model, not a curated record.
UAGUGGUAGCAGUUGAUAGCUGCUGACGAUAACUGUCAGUAUUAAGGUAUAAGAAAGCACAAAAUCUGCUUCUCUAAACGCAGACUACAAUGACGGAUAAACCGUGUAAGGUGUGCAAUUUCACACGACAACAAACGCAUGGGCUAGUAGCUCUUUCCAUAGAUGAGCUUAAGAAAAAAGGUCGACAGUGUCUUGGGUUCAACUCCAGUGACUCAGUCACAGUGGUCCUAGAGAAUGAUGGGACAGUAGUAGAAGAUCAGGCUUACUUUUUGUGUUUACCCUCAAACACAAAAUUCAUGCUAUUAAAUGACAAAGAGAGGUGGUCUCCACCUUGCAGGAUUGAUGGUGGCACAGCUUGGAUGGCUAGGGAUUCUGUGAUGCUGGAGACUGAUACUGUGGACAGCUCCAGUACUGUAGCACCUUGGUAUGAACUGGCUCAGCAGCUGAAGCAGGACCUGACUACCAUUAUUCUCAUGUCUGAGGCGGACCUACAGACCUUAGUGGAUGCCCCAUGCCCUGAACUAGCCUCUGCUUUGGGCUUCCAAGAGAAAAAGGCCCAAGAGCUCCAGGAGACGCUGCAGAGGGUUUUGGAUCGAAGAGAGCAGGAGCGGCAAUCCAAGGAAUUGCUCCAGCUUUACCUGAAAACUGUGGAGCUGGAGAACAGACAACAGGAAGAAACAAGUCCGCCUUCUCAGGGAGGUGCCGGGGAUGUGGAUGUGCCAGAUGGAAUGGAGGUGGAUUCUGCUUCUGGAUUUAUGUCCAGGACUUUGAUGGUCCUGAAAGGCAAAACAUCGCCAGAGACCAGGCUUUCCACUGAGGAUCUGCAGAUGGUAGUGGCCAGAGGGAUGGAAGCUAUGGAGCAGGUGCUGGGCUGGGACAGAGCGAGGACGUCCACGCUGCUGCAGGCCUGCGAAGCUGAGCUGACCGCACGUCUCCGGCAGAUUCAGGCAGUGCAAUCCAUCAGGAGCAACACACAGCUGCGCGGCAGCCAGCAGUCCAGCGAGAAGAGGAAGGAGGAGGGCGUCGAAAAGCAAGCCCAAGGCGGCAACUAGGCCGAGACUCUACCUGAGCACAGACUGAUAAGAAUUCACACUACCAGCCUCGGGGCCAGCAGAGUAGGAUUUUUGCCCUGCGUUACUGAUAAUAACAAAACUGCUGGAAUACAUGAAUCCCAAGUGUUGACACUUUGUAAGAUUUCAAAACCACUUGAAUGCUUUUGCCUCAAGAGGAAGCUGGAUGAUUUACACAAGUCAUGUUUAUCAAAGACAUUAACCACUUGGGUCUAUUUUUUUUUUUUAGCUGGUUUCUUAUUUUGUGUUUCAUGCUGGGAGAAUAACUACAGAUAAACAAAUCUAAACUUAAAGCUAUAACUCAGUAUUUGGGGAGAUUCUCUUACUUCUGGCAACCUCGCUAGUUGACAGAAAAGUUGCUGCGCCUCUAGGCCAAAGUCCAAGGUUCACUGUUGUGUAUUUAAAUAAAAUGGGUCUUCUCAUCUAA